Triticum aestivum (bread wheat) is the source of this 1970-nucleotide messenger RNA. Its product is annotated as ammonium transporter 2 member 3. Gene Ontology annotation, biological process: ammonium transmembrane transport. Gene Ontology annotation, molecular function: ammonium channel activity. The record is from RefSeq and is a predicted model, not a curated record. The transcript is spliced from 3 exons. NCBI's taxonomy places the organism in Eukaryota, Viridiplantae, Streptophyta, Magnoliopsida, Poales, Poaceae. Gene Ontology annotation, cellular component: plasma membrane. Bases 52 to 1746 code for a protein of 564 amino acids.
AUGCCAAUGAAACCGAGAAGCCAAACGGCGCACGGGACAUGAGAAAAGACUAUGCACCACUUGGGCUGCCGGUGUCGACACGCCACACAUGCCACGGUUGAGUCACUGGUUCAUGGGGCUCACGUACGUGCUCCUCCACCAACCGCCGCCGCCUACUUUUACCAAGCGCGCAUCGCCGAGGAGCCGCGUCGCGGUGCAGCACGGUGCCCUUGCAUACAUCGAUCACGUACGUACGUGAGUGCGUCGCGGGUGAUCGAUCAAACAAUGGCCGCCCCGCCUCUGCCGGGCGCGUACAUGCCUGACCUGCCGGCGGUGCCGGAGUGGCUGAACAAGGGCGACAACGCGUGGCAGCUGACGGCGGCGACGUUCGUGGGCAUCCAGUCCAUGCCGGGGCUGGUGGUACUCUACGGCAGCAUCGUGAAGAAGAAGUGGGCCGUCAACUCGGCCUUCAUGGCGCUCUACGCCUACGCCUCCACGCUCAUCGUCUGGGUGCUGCUGGCCUUCCGCAUGGCGUUCGGCGACCGCCUCUUGCCGUUCUGGGGCAAGGCCGGGCCGGCGCUGACGGGGGACUUCCUCGUGGCGCGCGCGUCCUUCCCGGCCACGGCGCACUACGGCGCCGGCGGCGCGCUUGAGGUGCCCCCCACGCAGCCCUACUACCCGGAGGCGACGCUGGUGCUGUUCCAGUUCCAGCUCGCCGCCAUCACGCUGGUGCUGCUCGCCGGCGCGCUGCUGGGCCGGAUGAACAUCAAGGCGUGGAUGGCGUUCACGCCGCUCUGGCUGCUCCUCUCCUACACCGUCUGCGCCUUCAGCCUCUGGGGCGGCGGCUUCCUCUACCACUGGGGCGUCAUCGACUACUCCGGCGGCUACGUCAUCCACGUCUCCUCCGGUGUCGCCGGCUUCACCGCUGCCUACUGGGUGGGGCCGAGGCUGAAGAGUGACAGGGAGAGAUUCGCGCCCAACAACAUCCUGCUCAUGAUCGCCGGCGGCGGGCUGCUGUGGCUGGGCUGGGCCGGGUUCAACGGCGGCGCGCCGUACGCCCCGAAUAUCAUCGCGUCCAUCGCGGUGCUCAACACCAACGUGAGCGCCGCGGCGAGCCUCCUCACCUGGACCUGCCUCGACGUCAUCUUCUUCGGCAAGCCGUCCGUGAUCGGCGCCGUGCAGGGCAUGAUGACGGGCCUCGUCUGCAUCACCGCCGGCGCAGGGCUGGUGCACACGUGGGCGGCGGUGCUGAUGGGCAUCUGCGCCGGCAGCGUGCCGUGGUUCACCAUGAUGGUCCUCCACAAGCGCUCCUUCCUCCUCCAGAAGGUGGACGACACCCUCGCCGUGUUCCACACCCACGCCGUCGCCGGGCUCCUCGGCGGCGUCCUCACGGGGCUCCUCGCCACCCCGGAGCUCACCACCCUGCACACCCACGUCCCUGGCACGCGCGGCGCCUUCUAUGGCGGCGGCAUCCAGCAGGUGGGCAAGCAGCUGGCCGCAGCGCUCUUCGUCGUCGCGUGGAACGUCGCGGUCACCACCGGCAUCAUCCUCGCCGUGGGCCUCGUCAUCCCGCUGCGGAUGCCCGACGAGCAGCUCAGGAUCGGCGACGACGCGGCGCACGGCGAGGAGGCCUACGCGCUCUGGGGAGACGGCGAGCGGUUCGAUGUGUCCCGGCGUGCGGCAGCGAGGGCCACCGAGGUCGGGGACCAGUCGGUCGACCAGCGUCUGGCAGCCAUGGGAGCUAGAGGCAUCACCGUUCAGUUGUAGUAGUAGAUAGAGCAAGAGGCGCCCCUCGUUCUUUCGCCAGAUGAACUCGACGGUAUCUACGUACAAGCCACAGAAGGGAUAUUCGUAGCUCAAUCUUUUUGUUAAGAGACAAAUGCACCAUAGCUUUAGCCUUUACAUGUGCUUUGCUCUUCGCUCUGUCAAUUUAAGCUCUCGCCCUUCUUUUUAGAUUAAAUUCAGUUCCUGCUUGACAUGUUUGUUCUGAA